GGGGGCGUUUCCGCUCAGGCGCACAUCCGGGACGCUUUUCCGGGUUCCUUUGUCCCUGGCGUCGCAGCCGGGCGCUCGCCCUCCGCCCCAGAAAAUAAACAGAUCCCACCUCUCAAAAUGGCCCAGUUCAAGCGCCAGAAGCCACUGCGAACCAGCAGUCUUCAGGGAGCCAGAUCGUUUUCAGGAACACAGCCAGCCUCUUUACUGGGACCUGCACCUGGCCUAUUAAAUCCUCCUAUUUCAGCAGAUAUCAUUCAGGCAGCACGCCAUCUUCAGGGGGGAGAGAAGCAGCGUGUUUUUACGGGCAUUGUCACCAGCCUUCACGAUUAUUUUGGAGUGGUGGAUGAUGAAGUUUUCUUCCAACUAAGCGUCGUCAAAGGCCGGAUCCCACAAAUUGGUGAGAAAGUGCUGGUGAAAGCUGUUUACAACCCCAGUCAGUCGGCGCCCUGGAAUGCCUUGAAGGUCCAGACAUUGUCAAAUCAGCCUCUUCUGAAGCCCCCCACUCCUCUGCUCCAUGUAGCUUCUUUGGGACAGAAGCAAGGCAUCCUGGGAGCUCAGCCGCAGCUGCUCUUCCAGCCUCACCGGAUCCCGCCUCUCUUUCCCCAGAAACCCAUGAGCCUCUUCCAGACAUCUCCGUCGCUCCACUUGGGCCAUCUUGGGAGAUAUACCGGUCGAGGUCCUAAAGGCAGGCAGGAGUCAGGCAGAUGGGAUGACUUUGACUCCAAGAAGCGGAAGCAGAAGGGCAGUGAGGCCUGGGGGGUUAAGAAGCCGCGGCACGGCCCCCCCCAGUACCGAGUCCAGCUGGCUUGCUAUACUGUGAAUAGCCCCUUCUGUGAUGCCAUGGAAAUCUUGAGGCGCUACUGCAGCAUCCAGUUGCCCAAGGAGUUCUACGCUGUCCGCCUCUGCUGGUUGGACACCUUCCCCGCUAGCCGGCCGUUGGCUCUGAAGCACCCUAGUCGUAUCCGGGUGGCCAGUCCUGCUGAAGAGUUGUCUCAGGCUGAAGAGGACACGAGGCAGGAGGCUCGGCCGGAGGAUGCCAAUCCCGCAUUCAGUGCCAAGGUUCUUCUGCUUUCCUCUCCUGGCAUUGAGGAAUUCUACCGCGGUUGUUUGCUUUAUACUGAGGAGCCCAGCGACCAGAGGGAGAGUCCUGAACACCCCACAAAGCAAAUUAAGUUCCUGCUGGGAAAGAAGGCCGAUGAACUAGUGCUUCUGGGAGGAGAGUGGUCCCCCUCUUUGGAUGGUCCUGACCCAGCCACAAACCCCACGGUCUUGAUUCGCACAGCCAUUCGUUGCGCCAAAGCCCAGAUUGGCUUGGAUUUGAGCCCCUGCACGAAGUGGUUCCGGUUUGCUGAGUUCAGAUACCUGCGUGAGGGAAACCCAUCUUGCCAGGAGCAGACAGUGGUCUUCCUGCCAGAUAUUUGGAGCCUGAUGCCAUCUCUUGAAGAGUGGGAGGUCUUGUGCAAACAGAAAGCAGAAAAAGCGCCACCCCCUCCAGAAGAAAAAAGUGAGAUGGUGGAAGAAACUGAACAAACCUCUGAACCAGGUCCUGAGCAAGAAAUGGAGUCCUGUGAGCAGGACAUAGACUCAGCCGAGCCUCUCCCUGACCCGGCUCUGGAGACUUCAACAUCCGAACUGGAGACCCCAGCUCCUCCCCUGGAACCAGCCAUUGUCGUUUGCCCUCAGCUGGCAUUGCAAAGUGGGCAGCCCAGCUGCACCAACAUCUCUCUUUACACCCUGCUCGAGUACAGAAGGCAGCGGGAGAAGCUCUCCUUUGAGGUGGCAGUGGUGGCAGAGACCUUCCAGGAGAUGCUUCAACGUGAUUUUGGCUACAAGCUUUAUAAAGCGCUGCUGGCCCUGCCCGAAAAGGAGGAGACCCUGGAGGCAAAGAAUCCUGAAUCGGAAAAAGCGCUCAAAUCUGAAAAAGAGGCAGAGACUGAACUGAAGGAAGAACCUCAGGAGAAGCUUGGAGCAGAAGAUGUACCAGAAAGUAACCAGAAGGAAGCUCAAAAAGAGGGGGCUGGGGAUGCUGAGAAGAAGCCCCCAAGUCAAGAUGGGACCAAUUCAGCCAAGGAGGAGAAGGUCAGUGGAAAUGUCAAAGCAGAAGCAAAGGAGACCACAGAUGAUGUCUGUGAGCUAAGCCUGGAAGAUGACCUACUACUGCUAAGAGAGGAUGAAGAAGAGGAUUUUGGUGUCAAGCUGGAAGAUGCUGAAGUGAGGUCAGUUGCAUCCAACCAGUCAGAAAUGGAGUUUUCUUCCCUUCAUGAUAUGCCCAGAGAGCUGGACCCAAGCACUGUGUUGCCCUUGGAUGCCCUUCUUGCCUUCGUUUACUUUGACUUGAAUUUCUGUGGCUACCUGCACAGGAAGGAUAUGGAAAAAAUCCUCCUCACCUUGGGGCUGCAUCUCUGCAAAGAGCAGGUGAAGCGCUUGGUGAACAGGGUGGUGACGCAGUUUGUCUGCCGUUACCGCAGCCUGCGCUACAGCCGGCAGGAAGGGACGGAGGCAGGCCUCGAAGAGGAAGAACUGUCAGGCAACCUCAAUUUCUUGUGCUCACCCGUCUCUUUUACCAAGUCUACCCGAGAGGCUCAGUCUGCCAAUCUGAUUUCAUACAAUGGGGCUGUUCUCAAUGUGAGCAAACUGCUGGAAAAGGCAGAGCAGACAGAAAACAGCCGACUCUAUCUGGAAAAUAAAAUUCAUACUUUGGAGCUUAAAUUGGAAGAGACCCAGCUCCGCUUCUCAUCAACAGAGGCUUCCAACAAGGCCUUGACCUUGGAAGUGCAGGAAUUACAGAAGCGCCUUGCUGAGAUGGAGGAGCAAUCCAAAGUGUCUGAAAAGCAAAAAUCCCAUUUUCAGAGACUGCUACAGGAGAAUAAAAAGCGCCUGGUUCCUUUGCAUCUGGAAAUCCAGAAGAUAAUUGAAAAGACCAAUAACUGCUUAGAGAAAAAGGAAGCGACGCCACCCUCCGUUUCCAGCAACUGAUAUUCCCUGGAGAGAAGCACCUUGGCAGGGAAGAUCUGUACCUCGGUUUGAUAUUUUGGGGCUGUGAGUUAAGCGGUUGGGGGUAAGCCUUCGAAACCAUCAACCUUUUUGCCACUCCGUGAAAGGCUGCUGCUGGAUUUCAUCCUCGACCACCCCUCACCCCAGGCUUAGCGGGAAAAAGGGCCACGAGUCCGCAUGACUAGGAGUCACAGUUCAUCUGCUGGAACCACCCUAAUUGUUUAAAGGAAUACCCAUUAAGUAGGCGUUUCGAUGGUCUGUGUGUGAGUGGAGAAGUUACAGGAUAGGUAUUCUCGGGCUGUUGGCCAACAGCAAGUAUCGGAGUGGAAAUGUCAGCUCUGUACCGAGAGCGAUGCAGGUACCGCCUGCUCCGGAAGACCAGGCAUCGCUAGCCUCUUUGUGCUGCUGCAUGGAGACGUUUUCUCUUUAAGCCCCCUCCACGUCAUACCCCCUCUCUACGUUCAGCUUGAGGGGUGGCCUCCCGCCUGCCUGCCUGCCUUUGGGCUAAAUGGUGCCUUUGGGAGACGGCGACGACCUCCUCGUGGCCGGCAGGCUUUUAUCCGUCAGCCCCGGGCCCGCAGCUCCCGCCUCUGCCUUUCCCGGGUUGUGCGUUCAGUUUGCAGGGUAGCUUGUGAGUUCUGCUCUGGUGCUGUGGCUUGAGUGUGACAACCGCACAUACUUGGUCCAGCAUUUUAGCUGUUUUAAGAAAAACGAGGGCAUUUGAGGCCCUCGCCAUCAGCCCCCCACCAUUUGUUUGCCGCAUGUAGCUCGAGGUGCUCAGGGACCCCCUGGGUUUUCACUAGCCUUCAGACGAAAGCAGAAUUCCUGCCCGGUGGAUCUGAGCUUUGAGGAUCUGGAAUUUUGGCAGCGGGAGAGGCUGCGAUCCACUGAACCUCCCUUGUGAAGAAGUAGCACACGGCUGGAGGGCUGUGACAGCUGGCCCACGGGUUCCUGGGGUAGUUAUUAGCAGAAUAGCUGGUGGGCCUGUGCAAAGCCGUGGCCGGGCUCAAGCCUUCGUCCAGUAGGUAUUUGCUGCGUUCGCCCUGGCCACCUGCUCCCCCAGCCUCAGGUGGUCUGUCACUUCUGAAUGUGUUGCUUUUAGUCUGUAAAUGUGGUAACAACUUGUAUUUAACUGGCCAAGUUACUUUUAUAAAAGUCUCUUCCUCACUUGGAAA
Molecule: messenger RNA, 4169 nt
Organism: Candoia aspera
Lineage: Eukaryota; Metazoa; Chordata; Lepidosauria; Squamata; Candoiidae
Gene: CCAR2
Product: cell cycle and apoptosis regulator 2
Exons: 21
Coding region: 118-2976 (952 amino acids)
Biological process (GO): regulation of DNA-templated transcription
Cellular component (GO): nucleus
Source: RefSeq, a predicted model, not a curated record